AUGUGUUGGAAGCAGGAGGCUCUCGGGGUCAUCAGAUCUGGACUGCAGCGGUAUGGGAAUACGGAGGUCCUGAGACCAGCCGUGAUGCUGGCGGUAAAGCUAUGCGACCACCCAGCGGCGGACGUCCGUAACGCCGCCGGGGACGUGGCCAAAAAGGCUUUUGAGAAACUGUGCGAGGAUCACGAACAGUCUGCCCCCAAACGUCAGAGAAGUUCCCUCACGCCCGUCCUCAGGGUUGCGCAGGGAGCAGACGGGUACACCGGGAGUCUGCUGCGGGGGCUGGGGCAAGGCCUGACCGGGGAUAUCCAAGGACUGUCCACAACAAGCUUUCAUGCGAGAUUCACCGAGUGCUUCUAUCUCGCGAUAUGUCUGCCGAUACUGCACAGCAAGACGCCGCCCGACGUGACCAGCGCCGUGUGGAACAUGACGAGGAUGCUGUUCGCCGCGGCCAAGGGUCAAGACGGGCUGGCGAGGUCGAGGCUGCGGGACGAACCCUUGGACCUCGGGUGA
Bombyx mandarina (wild silkworm) is the source of this 510-nucleotide messenger RNA. RefSeq lists its product as uncharacterized. The record is from RefSeq and is a predicted model, not a curated record. Lineage: Eukaryota; Metazoa; Arthropoda; Insecta; Lepidoptera; Bombycidae.